Molecule: messenger RNA, 2371 nt
Organism: Punica granatum (pomegranate)
Lineage: Eukaryota; Viridiplantae; Streptophyta; Magnoliopsida; Myrtales; Lythraceae
Source: RefSeq, a predicted model, not a curated record
AUUGAGCUCACCGGCCACUGCUUCUCUCUCCUCCUCUCUCUCUACAAUUUACGACGCUCCCCAGCAACGUAUAUAAAUAGCUUCACUUUGCCGCGGCUUUAUCGCUAGACAAUCAAGCAAUCUUCACGUUCUUGUUCUUCUUCUUCUUCUUCUUCUCUCUCUCUCUCUCUGUGGCUGUCGGUCGGUCGGUCUCCUUCAAUGCGUGACGUUUGGAUCCCCGGAUUCCCUCGUCGUCUUCUUCUUCUUUCUCUUCCUCAUCGUUUUAUCUAAUGAUUACUUUGCUUGGAUCUCAAUCCACAAUGUUGACUUGACCUUGAUUCCCAUCCUCUCCCUCGUAAUGCCACCCUCCUGCUCGACGUCGGGAGCUCCCUCCAAGCUCUCGAUCCCCGUCGAGCCCCACCCGGCUUCUGUAAUCCUUGCCCUCAACAAUUGAUUGCUCUCCGGUUGUCUUCCAGGUCGAGCCGCAUGCUUGUAAUCAGUUCAUGAUCACCGAAUCUCUGCGUUUUGCCCCCUUUGAAGCUAAGCAGAAGUUCCCGAGAUUGAUUCAACUUUAGCUCCUCCAUUGCUGAAUUUAAGCUCAUCCAGGUUGCGCCUUUCGACCUCUGAACUAGACCCCUCGAAAUGGACUUGGUUGCACAGUUGAGACGAGGGAUAUCGCGCCAAUUCUCGACCGGCUCGAUAAAGCGGAGCCUCAGCCGGCAAUUCACGAGACAGUCCUCCCUCGAUCCUCGGCGCCACAAUUUGAGGUUCAGUUUCGGGAGGCAGUCCUCCCUCGAUCCCAUAAGGAGGAGUCCGCAGAACGAUAGGUUCUCGGUCCCUGAGAACUUGGACUCGACGAUGCAGCUGCUGUUUCUGGCGUGUAGAGGUGAUGUGAAGGGAGUUGAGGACUUGCUGAAUGAAGGGGUCGACGUGAACAGCAUCGAUUUGGACGGGAGGACAGCUUUGCAUAUCGCGGCAUGUGAGGGGCAUGUGGAGGUUGUGGAGUUGCUGUUGAGUAGGAAGGCCAAUAUCGAUGCUCGUGACCGUUGGGGGAGUACGGCAGUGGCUGAUGCAAAGUUCUAUGGGCAUGAAGAGGUGUACAAUAUUCUGAAAUCACGAGGAGCAAUAUUACCUAAAAUGAGGAAGACGCCGAUGGCUGUCACAAAUCCUCGAGAAGUUCCAGAUUAUGAGCUAAAUCCUUUGGAGCUUCAGGUUCGGAGGGCAGACGGUAUUUCAAAGGGAACCUAUCAAGUGGCUAAAUGGAAUGGCACAAAGGUUUCUGUUAAGAUACUCGAUAAGGAAAGUUGUUCACAACCUGAUACCAUAAAUGCCUUCAAGCACGAGCUAGAGUUGCUGGAAAAGGCGCGGCAUCCUAAUGUAGUCCAGUUUGUCGGAGCAGUUACCCAGAACAUCCCUAUGAUGAUUGUUUUAGAGUAUCCUUCAAAAGGUGAUCUUGAAAGCUAUCUUCGAGUUAAAGGGCGUCUUGCCCCAGCUAAAGUUCUCAGAUUUGCUCUUGAUAUUGCAAGGGGCAUGAAUUAUCUUCACGAAACCAAACCCAAUCCAAUCAUCCAUUGUGACUUAAAGCCAAAAAAUAUUUUGGUGGAUAGUGGUGGUAUCCUUAAGGUAGCUGGAUUUGGAUUAGCGAGAUUGUCAAGACUCUCGCCAGACAAAGCAAAACUGGGAUGUCCAGAGGCUCGAGCUGAAUUACUCAGUCCAUACACAGCACCCGAGGUCUAUAAGGAUGAAAUAUUUGAGAGAAGUGUUGAUGCGUUCUCUUUCGGUCUCAUACUUUACGGGAUGAUGGAAGGAGUGCAGCCAUUCCAUCCCAAGCCACCACAAGAGGCAGCAAGAAUCAUGUGCUUAGAUGGGUUACGACCUCCUUUUAAGAUCAAACCGAAACAUUACCCUCCAGAUUUAAGAGAGUUGAUCGAGGAAUGUUGGGACCCACAACCGGUUGUAAGGCCUACUUUUUCUGAGAUUAUCGUGAGGCUGAACAGGAUCCUUACAAGCUGUUCAAAGCAGGCUUGGUGGAAAGACACGUUCAAGCUUCCCUGGAAAUAAGUCGGAGGCGCUUGAUGCAGCUAUAGGAACAGAAACUUGGAUAUGCUGGUAGAAAUCGGUGGAAAACAGAACCGUUCAGCGACUCCAUUUACAGGCACUGCUGCUCCGUUUAUACUUCAGAAGUGAAUAACAGUAAAUGGCUCCAAACUCCGAACUGUUAAUGCUCAUUCGAGUGUAGAUUAAUGGGCUGGAACGGCUCUUGUUCGGGUUAGUUUAAUGUGUGUAGUGUCUGGUGUAGAUGUUUGCGCGUACGGAGACUUUUAUUUCGGUAUCUUUUUGUAAUUUAUAACAUUAAACCAAAAAAUAAAAAUGAAGUCGUGUUUCGCCUCUA